This is a messenger RNA of Hyaloscypha bicolor E, 1179 nucleotides long. RefSeq lists its product as uncharacterized. The record is from RefSeq and is a predicted model, not a curated record. The transcript has a single exon. Bases 135 to 788 code for a protein of 217 amino acids. NCBI's taxonomy places the organism in Eukaryota, Fungi, Ascomycota, Leotiomycetes, Helotiales, Hyaloscyphaceae.
CCCCCCCCCCCCCCUCUCCCCCUUACAAACCUCGCCCCCUGAGAGGUUACGGCGGUAACAUCUGAAACCGCCCUUUCAUACAUAACGUGCUGGAAAAGCUGCAGCAUUUCGUAGUUCUAGAGCCUCAAAAUAGAAUGCCCCAGACUGCGCCACGGCUCUCUUCGACCUGCCUGUCCUGUCACAUUCGCGAGGAGUACUGUAUUUGCAUCGCCGCAGAGGCCAUCGUUCUUCGACGUGUAGAGAAGCAGAGAAGGGGUCCUGCAUGCCAUUUUCAUGUCAUUAUCCCAGCCGCGCUCGUCGCGGGGGAGGCGCAAAGACCUCCCCGGGAAGAGAAAAAGCACUGUUCGUACUGUAGCCACACUCCCGGCAGAGCUCUUGUAUGGGUUGACGAAGCUCCCUUCCUCGAAGCCAGCGUUGCCACUCUCGACUCGCCACCGCCUGCUGUGUCCAGUCCUUCCAGUCCUUCCAUCUUACGGCCCGAUGUUUCACUUUUCACAGCUGAAGACAGAAGGAGGAAACGCAAGGAAGUCUGCGAGAAGAGUGCGUGCAUGGUUUUGGCUUGGCUUGGCUGGCUCGUUACCACAGCCGAAGGCUUCGAGGUAUAUCAGCGCUCUUAUAGACGUCCCACAUCAGUUCCAUCCAGAAAUUUGCGGGAACAUUUGUCGAUCAUUCCACUGCUGGAGCAGUGGAGUGCCGCGGUCCCUUGUGGUUGGCGGUGGGAGCUCAAGGGGGAACGGAGAGAAGUCGAGAAGCGCCCUGCGUUGCGCUGCCUGGUACCUACCAAGUAGACGGGUAAAAGGCGGGUUGAGACUUGAAAGGUCCUAGUGGCCUAAGGCCUUCCACAUCGGGGACCCCUAUGCAUCCGGCACCUGGGCGUGGGCGUGGGCGUGGGCGUGGGCGUGUUCGUCCGACCUUCUUAAUAAACGACGACAUCCCGGGAGAAGCGUGGCAGCGACGGCGGCGGCAGCGGCAGCUUGACAACCCUUCGGCAGGCCAGGCAAAUGAAUAUCCCGACUCCCGCACAGCCAGUCAUUUCGGCUUCCAGGCUCGGCUUUUCGCGGCGCUGGCUGGCUCGCGUAUCUUGCUGGCCUCGCCGUGCGUAAUCGCCUCUCACCUCGCCUCUCGCGUCUUGACUCCUGCGUCUUCACACUCGAACCAGGGCAAUGGGGAGGCUAGCCC